Molecule: messenger RNA, 1064 nt
Organism: Thamnophis sirtalis
Lineage: Eukaryota; Metazoa; Chordata; Lepidosauria; Squamata; Natricidae
Source: RefSeq, a predicted model, not a curated record
CCGGCCGGCGUGAGUGAGCGAGUUUGGCUUUUAAGAUGGCGGCUGCGGCGGGCUUGGAGUUCCAGCGCGCCCAGUCUUUACUGAGCACCGAUCGCGAGGCCUCUAUCGGCAUUCUGCACUCCAUAGUAAAACGUGAUGUUCAAGAGAAUGAUGAAGAAGCAGUCCAAGUCAAAGAACAGAGCAUUCUGGAACUUGGGAGUCUCUUGGCCAAGACAGGACAAGCCGAAGAGCUUGGAGGACUACUGAAGUAUGUGCGUCCUUUCUUGAAUUCCAUUAGCAAGGCAAAGGCAGCUCGUCUGGUUCGGUCCCUGCUAGACCUAUUCCUAGAUAUGGAAGCUGCAACAGGACAAGAGGUUGACCUGUGUCUUGAAUGCAUUGAAUGGGCCAAAUCGGAGAAGAGGACAUUCUUGCGUCAAGCUCUGGAGGCAAGGCUGGUUUCUUUGUAUUUUGAUACAAAAAGGUAUCAAGAAGCUUUGCAGUUAGAGCAAAACGUACCAUGCUUUGAGCAAUCUGCCAAAAGCCAGAGCAGCAUUAACCUCUGCCCGAACCACAGCCAAUGCAAUCUAUUGUCCACCCAAAUUGCAGGCAGCACUGGAUAUGCAAUCAGGUAUUAUCCAUGCAGCAGAAGAAAAGGACUGGAAGACAGCAUAUUCUUACUUCUAUGAGGCAUUUGAAGGUUAUGAUUCCAUUGACAGCCCCAAAGCCAUCACUGCGUUGAAGUAUAUGCUGCUGUGCAAGAUCAUGUUAAACUUACCUGAGGACGUGCAGGCAUUGGUGAGUGGGAAGCUUGCAUUGCGGUAUGCAGGCAGGCAGACAGAAGCACUGAAAUGUGUAGCUCAAGCCAGUAAGAAUCGAUCACUGGAUGAUUUCAAAAAGGCACUGAAAGAUUAUAAAAUGGAACUCAGGGAUGACCCCAUCAUCAGCACACAUUUGGGCAAACUGUACGAUAACUUACUGGAACAAAACCUCAUCCGGGUUAUUGAGCCUUUCUCCAGAGUGCAGAUUGACCACAUAUCUAGCCUUAUCAAGUUAUCAAAGGCAGAUGUGGAAAGAAAGCUCUCUCA